AUUGAACCUGUUUGAUCAGUUGCUGACAGAAAUGAUCAAUAUAUCAAUACCAAAUCUUGUUUUGUCCGAACAUUCUGAAUUUUUAAUUUGUUUGUCCCGCGAAGUCCACACUUUACGCUCAAAGUAUACCUGAAGAACGAAGCGAAAUCAGUAGUCCACUUCCUAACAACGAAGAAACAGUUUGAACAAUUUAUCGUAGAAAUGGCAAGUUAUGAAAAAAAUGAUACAAACAUUACUGUUGAUAGAUAUGUUAGCCAAUUAUAUAAUCUUACUCAAGAAGACAGCAACUGGAUUGUCACGAGUUCUUUUAUGAUUUUUACAAUGCAAACAGGAUUUGGAAUGCUAGAAUCUGGUUGCGUCUCUUUGAAAAAUGAAGUGAAUAUUAUGAUGAAGAAUGUAGUCGAUAUAGUCCUCGGUGGUCUAACAUAUUGGAUUUUCGGAUUCGGAAUCAGUUUUGGUUUAGAUAAGCCUAACAAUCCUUUUAUUGGCGUGGGAGGUCUAUUCAUAGAUCCUCCUAUCGAGGAUGAAUACAUGGGUUCCAUCUGCGCAGCAUUUCUAUUUCAAUUAAGCUUUGCCACUACUUCCACGACUAUUGUUAGUGGUGCUAUGGCUGAACGAUGCAAUUUUAAAGCAUACUGUCUUUUCUCCUUUCUAAAUACUAUCGUAUACUGCGUGCCAGCAGGAUGGGUAUGGGGCGAUCAUGGCUUUCUGAAUAACAUGGGAGUUGUCGACAUUGCUGGCUCAGGGCCAGUACAUCUUGUUGGUGGUAUUUCAGCACUCGCUUGCGCUAUCAUGCUCGGUCCCAGAGUAGGUAGAUAUGACAACGGCAUCGAUCCUCUGCCGCUCGGAUGUCCUGUUAAUGCGAUUAUGGGAUUAUUCGUAUUAUGGUGGGGCUGGUUAGCGUUCAACAGUGGCAGUACAUACGGGGUAACCGGCGAACGAUGGCAGUAUGCAGCUCGAGCAGCCGUUUCUACGAUGAUGGGCAGUAUGGGUGGUGGUCUAAUUGGUUUAGGAUUCAGCUUGACUAAUCCGAAUGGAAUCGAUAUCCUCAGUCAGAUAAAUGGUAUCCUUGGUGCACUAGUGGCGAUUACUGGUGGAUGUUUCUUGUAUAAAGCCUGGGAAGCGAUAAUAGUUGGAAUGAUAGGUGCUUUUAUUACGUGUAUUGCAAUGCCAGUAUUUGAUAAAAUGCACAUAGAUGAUCCUGUUGGAGCUGCCGCCACUCACGGUGUAACUGGUAUCUGGGGAGUUAUCGCCAUUGGCUUAUUUGCUGAUAAUCCAUAUCCCCUGGAUACUACAAGUGGAAGGAAGGGUUUGUUCAAAGGAGGCGGCUGGUAUCUAUUAGGAAUACAAAGUUUAGCUGCGCUUUGUUUAUCAGCUUGGAGUUUUAGCACCUCUAUCAUACUGCUUUGGCUAAUAGACAAAAUAAUACCGAUUAGAAUGUCGGUUUAUGAAGAAGUUCUUGGAGCAGAUCUUGUAGAACAUAGAAUACGUCAUUCAAAGAUAGGUGUGAGUCGUGCCAUGUCGGCACUUCGACCAUUUACUAUGGAGCAGCAAUUAAAAAGUGUACCUCCAGUAGGCAUAAAUCCUGGUCAUGAUUCGUAUCUCAUUCAGCAUAAGAGCAAAAAAUUGGAGAAGAAUAUAAAGUCUGAAAAACAACAGCCGCAACCAAAAAAAUUGAUAACCAGCUCUCAAAUCAGAACAAUUGCAGACUCCGCAAUAUCUACGGAGCCAAAGCCGCACUUUGCUUGGGUGGAUUAAAAGAUAAAAGGAAAGAACUCGUACAACACAAAAUAUAUUGUGCUGACGCAUAAGGAUAUUUACAAUUUAUGCUUGUAUAUCAUGUAAUAUUCUUCUCGAUCUUCUAUUCCAAGUAAUAUUAAAUUGAUUUUUAAAACUUUAAUACUGAAUACAUAUGUAUGAAUAGAAGGAUUUGUAAGUAUUCUGGAAAUGUUAGACUAGAAUAUCACACCUUUUUCAGAUUUACAUGAUGUAUAAAUAAAAUUCCGCGUAUUUUUCAAAUUUUUUUCGUAUAAUAUUUCA
Nylanderia fulva is the source of this 2040-nucleotide messenger RNA. RefSeq names its product Ammonium transporter (gene Amt). Gene Ontology annotation, biological process: ammonium homeostasis; ammonium transmembrane transport. Gene Ontology annotation, molecular function: ammonium channel activity. The record is from RefSeq and is a predicted model, not a curated record. Lineage: Eukaryota; Metazoa; Arthropoda; Insecta; Hymenoptera; Formicidae. Gene Ontology annotation, cellular component: plasma membrane.